CCAAGUGCCAGAGCUAUCAUCUUCGCGGAGUGUAUCGUCCUCAGAUUUUUAUUCCCCUGCUACCAGUGAUUCUAAACGGAUUUGUCUCAACUCUUCUUCGUCCCUAUCAUCUUCUAUUCAUACAUUACGUACUUCCGGUCAAAUCGCUAAUAAUUCUGUUAACAUGAAGCCCGACACAGACCCUCGCCCUAAUCAAAAUGGCACUCAUACCUCUUCCUCCUCUGCAGAGGAUGUGAACGGGAACGGUGCAACGACCUCUUCAUUAAUGAGCGUGGAUAGUUUGCAAGCCAGUUCAACUACUCCUUUUGGAUUUAAUCGUCAUGAGCUUGUGCGUCUAAUGGUGCAAUCACUGCAAAGUUUAGGUUACAGGAAAUCAGCGCAGGAACUCGAGGCCGAGUCUGGAUUUCAGUUGGAGAGCCCUGCAGUGACACUUUUCCGAGAAUGUGUGCUGAAAGGAGCAUGGGACGAAUUAGAACAAUUGAGCGAACAGCUGGAGCUUGACCCUGCGCAUCAUGUAUCGGUCAAGUUCUUAAUCAGAGAGCAAAAAUUCUUAGAGUUAUUAGAAGCAAGACAGAUUAAGAACGCUUUGAUUGUCUUGCGUUCAGAAUUGACCCCAUUGAAUCAUAAUAUGGAGCGUGUGCACACUUUAACGAGCUACAUGAUGAGUUCGAGUGCAGAGGAUUUAAGGCAAAGAGCUGACUGGGAUGGCGCGAAUGGCACAUCAAGGCAAACACUAUUGUCAUCACUGCAGAAAUAUAUAUCACCGGCCGUUAUGGUCCCUGAGAAUCGACUAGAGACUAUGUUGAAGCAAGCAAUAGAGCUUCAAGUUAAAAACUGUCUCUAUCAUAAUCAUCGAAACACAACAAAUAGUCUCUAUAGCGACCAUGCUUGUGAAAAAACUGGAAUUCCUUCAGUAUCGCGCGGAGUGCUGAGGGGUCAUACCAAUGAGGUUUGGUAUAUUUCAUUCUCACAUGAUGGGAAGUACCUGGCGUCAGCAUCCCAAGAUACCAAGGUCAUCAUUUGGAGCAUGGAGACAUUUGAGGCGAUUCAUACUCUUGAAGGCCAUCAGAAGGAGGUGUCAUGGUGUGUUUGGUCUCCAGACGAUACCCAAUUAUUGACAACAGGAUUUGAUAAAAUGGUCAAGCUUUGGGAUGUACAAACUGCGACGUGCAAAUCAACCUUUAACCGACAUAAUGAUACCGUCAAUUGCCUCGGAUGGCUCCCGGAUGGAGAACGUUUCUUAUCUGGCAGCGGAAGGAAUUUAUUUUUGAUGACUACUACCGGAGAAGUACUUCGAUUAUGGCAAUUCGCAGUUCGUGACAUGGCAAUUUCUGCUGAUGGGAAGACUCUUGUAGUCAUGGGUGGUACUGUCAUUCGCAUUAUCAACCUGGAAGACAUGAGCACUAUCAGUACCCUUGAAGAAACGGAUGGGAUUACAGCUAUUAGUUUGUCUAAGGAUGGUCAGUUCCUCCUUGCCAACAUUACGCCUAAGCAUGCAAAACAUCCACUACACCGAGAAGUGCAUCUUUGGAAUUUAACUGAAGGAAGGAUUGUGCGUAAAUACUCUGGCUAUAUGCAAGGGCUUUAUGUUAUCCGUUCCUGUUUUGGAGGAUGGGACGAGCGAUUUGUGAUUAGCGGCAGCGAAGAUUUAAAAAUUUAUAUCUGGCACCGCGAGAACGGAAACUUGAUCCAGACACUGGAUGGACACACUGGGCCAGUGACAGUUGUCUCAUGGAACCUUGCCAAUCCAACGAUGUUCGCGUCUGCAAGUGAUGAUCACACUAUCCGGAUAUGGGGAACCUCUGAAGAUACCGAAAGUGAUCAUGCAAGGAUUCUGAAUGGAAGUAGUCUUUAGCUUACCGUGGUCAUGUAUAGCUUGUCCUUUUUGAACAUGCCGAACAUGCAACAAGAUAACCGUGUCUUAUUAUCUGUGCAUGUCAUGUGAAAUAUUUUUGUAAAACCAAAGACUAUGAAAUAAAUCAAUUUCAAAUUAUAAGC
Molecule: messenger RNA, 1998 nt
Organism: Lobosporangium transversale
Lineage: Eukaryota; Fungi; Mortierellomycota; Mortierellomycetes; Mortierellales; Mortierellaceae
Product: WD40-repeat-containing domain protein
Exons: 12
Coding region: 164-1855 (563 amino acids)
Biological process (GO): proteasome-mediated ubiquitin-dependent protein catabolic process
Cellular component (GO): GID complex
Molecular function (GO): protein binding
Source: RefSeq, a predicted model, not a curated record